Molecule: messenger RNA, 9890 nt
Organism: Seriola aureovittata
Lineage: Eukaryota; Metazoa; Chordata; Actinopteri; Carangiformes; Carangidae
Gene: cacna1da
Product: calcium channel, voltage-dependent, L type, alpha 1D subunit, a
Exons: 48
Coding region: 512-6871 (2119 amino acids)
Biological process (GO): calcium ion import across plasma membrane
Cellular component (GO): voltage-gated calcium channel complex; membrane
Molecular function (GO): high voltage-gated calcium channel activity
Source: RefSeq, a predicted model, not a curated record
CCGAUUUGACGUGAGCAGGGGCUUGUGCAGGAGAGCAGGAGAGUCGGGGCCAGAGGGAGGAGAGCUUGCUCUCUGAUGUACACUCGUUUCUCUGUUCACUGGCGCCGUGACGAUAAGCAGGCAGCGGACGAGGAUGCUCUGUUGUCUGGUGCGCACUCUCCUCCUGUUUCCAGCUCUCCACGAUCACCAUGGAAGAGCUUAAUUAAUGCACAGGCUUUAUUUGUCCCUCCUGCUCCCGGAGCUGAUGUAUUUUAAACCGCUGUUCGAGACCGGACCUGCGUUUUUCACCAACCCCCGAAGCACUGGACUUGUGUUACCGAGCGGAGAGGACUGCUGACGGCUGGAUUGUGAAGUCUUCAGAAAAGAGGCAAAUUAUGCCAGCAGCACCAGAGUUGCUCCCCCUGGUGACGUGCCAGCUCAUUGGUCAGACUAUUCUGCCCUCCUCUAGCCUCCCUGUCUACCCUGGCAGAUCCAUGCUGCUGGAUGCUCCUCACAGAGCCACGCCCGCACCAUGAGCGCCAACGGGCCAGCCCCAGACCCUGCCCCAGCGGCCCCAGAAGCCCCUCCUGCCUCUACCCCUGCCCCUGCUCCGGUCCCAGCCCCAGCCCCCGUGGCACCACCCGCUCCUCCUGCCCCGCCUGCCCCAGCGGCCACUACCAUCCCGGUAGGUGCGUUGGCACAGAAGAAGCGGCAGCAGUAUGCCAAAAGCAAGAAACAAGGCAGUAACGCCAACAGCAGGCCACCGAGGGCUCUGUUCUGCCUCAACCUCAACAACCCCAUACGCAGGGCCUGCAUCAGCCUGGUGGAGUGGAAGCCAUUUGAUAUCUUUAUAUUAAUUGCUAUUUUUGCCAACUGUAUGGCCUUAGCUGUCUAUGUCCCCUUCCCUGAAGAUGAUUCAAACUCCACAAACCAUGACCUGGAAACAGUUGAGUAUGCCUUCCUCAUCAUUUUCACAAUUGAGACCUUUCUGAAGAUUAUUGCUUAUGGUUUGGUGAUGCACCAGAACGCGUACGUGAGGAAUGGUUGGAACAUGCUGGAUUUCGUCAUUGUUGUCAUAGGACUCUUCAGUGUUGUCUUGGAGCUUUUGACCAAAGAGGAGAAGGGAGAUGGUGAGGGAGAUAAAGAAAUCCCGGCGAUGCACGGGCAUGGGGGUAAACCAGGUGGAUUUGAUGUUAAAGCCCUUCGAGCCUUCCGUGUGCUGCGACCCCUGCGGCUGGUCUCAGGAGUACCCAGUUUACAGGUGGUGUUGAACUCCAUCAUUAAAGCCAUGGUCCCUCUCCUUCACAUUGCCCUCUUGGUCUUGUUUGUCAUUAUCAUCUAUGCUAUUAUCGGCCUGGAGCUUUUCAUUGGCAAAAUGCACGCAACCUGCUUUAUUCCUGGCUCAGAUGCGAUAGCAGAGGAGGAACCAGCUCCGUGUGCGAUCUCAGGGCACGGGCGCCAAUGCCCCAUCAACGGCACAGAGUGCAGGGAAGGCUGGCAAGGUCCCAACGGUGGCAUCACCAACUUUGACAACUUCCUGUUUGCUAUGCUGACAGUGUUUCAGUGUAUCACCAUGGAGGGCUGGACAGACGUGCUGUACUGGAUGAACGAUGCUAUGGGCUUUGAGCUUCCAUGGGUGUACUUUGUCAGUCUUGUGAUCUUCGGCUCCUUUUUCGUUCUUAACCUGGUUUUGGGUGUGUUGAGCGGAGAGUUCUCCAAGGAGAGAGAAAAGGCCAAAGCUCGUGGAGACUUCCAGAAGCUGCGUGAGAAGCAGCAGCUGGAGGAGGAUCUGAAGGGUUACCUGGACUGGAUCACUCAGGCUGAAGACAUCGACCCCGACAACGAGGAUGAGGCCGAUGAGGAGAGCAAGCGCAACCGGGUGACUCUGGCUGACCUUACAGAGAAGAAGAAGGGAAGGUUUGGGUGGUUCAGCCAGUCGUCCGACACUCAUGCGAGCGUUCCAGCCAGUGAAACAGAGUCCGUGAACACCGAGAACCAAAACGGGGAAGAUGAAAAGACGCCAUGCUGCGGACCUCUGUGUCAAAAAAUUUCGAAGUCAAAGUUCAGUCGGCGCUGGCGCCGCUGGAACAGGUUCUGCCGCAGGAAGUGCCGGUUGGCUGUCAAAUCGGUGCCUUUCUAUUGGCUGGUCAUCAUCCUGGUGUUCCUCAACACCCUCACCAUAUCAUCAGAGCAUUACAACCAGCCCCUGUGGCUGACACAAGUGCAGGAUGUGGCCAACAAGGUGCUGUUAGCCCUGUUCACAUGUGAAAUGUUGGUGAAGAUGUACAGUCUGGGGCUACAGGCCUAUUUUGUUUCACUGUUCAACCGCUUUGACUGCUUCGUGGUGUGCGGAGGAAUCACUGAAACCAUUCUGGUCGAGUUGGAAAUCAUGUCUCCCCUCGGUAUCUCUGUGUUCCGCUGCGUCCGUCUGCUGAGGAUCUUCAAGGUCACACGGCACUGGCAGUCUCUGAGUAACCUGGUGGCGUCUCUGCUCAACUCCAUGAAGUCCAUUGCUUCCCUGCUGCUGCUGCUCUUCCUCUUCAUCAUCAUCUUCUCCCUGCUGGGCAUGCAGGUGUUUGGUGGAAAGUUCAACUUUGACGAAACCCAGACCAAGAGGAGUACCUUCGACAACUUUCCCCAAGCUCUUCUCACUGUGUUUCAGAUCCUGACCGGAGAAGACUGGAACGCUGUUAUGUAUGAUGGGAUCAUGGCGUACGGAGGCCCUUCCUCCUCUGGGAUGAUUGUGUGCUUUUACUUCAUCAUCCUCUUCAUCUGUGGAAACUAUAUCCUGCUGAAUGUCUUCUUGGCUAUCGCUGUGGACAACUUGGCAGAUGCAGAGUCUCUCAACACAGACGAAGGAGACAAGAAAGAGGACAAAAAAGAUGAUGAGAAAGACGAAAAGGAGGAGGAGGAGGACAAUGAUGAUACAGCAGCGGAGGAGGAGGAUCCAGAAGUACCAUCGGGGCCUCGGCCAGUCAUCUCUGAGCUGGUAAAGAAGGAGAAGAUCACUCCUAUCCCAGAGGGAAGUGCCUUCUUCAUCUUCAGCAGCACAAACCCGUUUCGAGUGUUUUGCCACAAACUCAUCAAUCAUCACAUAUUCACCAACCUCAUCCUGGUGUUCAUCAUGCUCAGCUCCGUCUCUCUCGCUGCCGAGGAUCCGAUCCGAAACUUCUCGGCUCGCAAUAUUGUCCUAGGCUAUGCAGAUUAUGUCUUCACUAGUAUGUUUACAUUUGAGAUCGUAUUGAAGAUGACGACGUACGGAGCUUUUCUCCAUAAAGGCGCAUUCUGCAGGAAUUACUUCAACCUUCUUGACCUGUUGGUGGUGGGAGUUUCCCUUGUCUCCUUUGGCAUUCAGUCCUCAGCCAUCUCAGUGGUGAAGAUUCUUAGGGUCCUUCGUGUUCUUCGGCCCCUGAGGGCCAUCAACAGAGCCAAAGGCCUGAAGCACGUGGUGCAGUGUGUGUUUGUGGCCAUCAGAACCAUCGGUAACAUCAUGAUCGUCACCACUCUGCUACAGUUCAUGUUUGCCUGUAUAGGGGUGCAGCUAUUUAAGGGAAAAUUCUAUCGCUGCACCGAUGAAGCCAAGUCCAGCCCAGAAGAGUGCAAGGGCACCUACAUCCUGUAUAAGGAUGGAGAUGUGAACCAGCCAACCAUCCACAGACGACUGUGGCACAACAGUGAAUUCAAUUUUGACAACGUCCUCAUGGCUAUGAUGGCUCUGUUCACUGUGUCCACAUUUGAAGGCUGGCCUUCGUUACUAUACAAGGCCAUCGACUCCAACAGGGAGAACCUCGGCCCCAUUUUCAACUACCGUGUGGAGAUUUCCAUCUUCUUCAUCAUCUACAUCAUCAUCAUUGCUUUUUUUAUGAUGAACAUCUUUGUAGGUUUUGUGAUCGUCACAUUUCAGGAACAAGGAGAGAAAGAGUACAAAAACUGUGAACUGGACAAGAACCAGCGUCAGUGUGUGGAGUACGCUCUUAAGGCGCGUCCGCUGAGGAGGUACAUACCUAAGAACCCGUACCAGUACAAGUUCUGGUAUGUGGUGAACUCCACUGGGUUUGAGUACAUCAUGUUUGUGCUCAUCAUGCUCAACACACUCUGCCUCGCUGUACAGCACUAUGGCCAAUCAACGACAUUUAACUAUGUAAUGGACAUUCUCAAUAUGGUCUUCACUGCUGUCUUCACUGUGGAAAUGGUUCUCAAACUCAUCGCUUUCAAACCCAGGCACUAUUUCGCUGAUGCUUGGAACACAUUUGAUGCCUUAAUUGUUGUUGGUAGCGUCGUCGAUAUUGCUAUCACUGAAGUGAAUCCAACGGAGACUCCUCAGGUGGAUGAAUUGGGGAACACAGAGGACAGCGCUCGCAUCUCCAUCACCUUCUUCCGUCUGUUUCGAGUCAUGCGGCUGGUCAAGCUCCUGAGCAGAGGGGAGGGCAUUCGCACCCUGCUUUGGACUUUCAUCAAAUCCUUCCAGGCUCUGCCAUAUGUUGCUCUUCUGAUAGCCAUGCUGUUCUUCAUCUACGCUGUCAUUGGCAUGCAGGUGUUUGGAAAGAUUGCAAUGGUGGACGGCACACACAUCAACAGAAACAACAACUUCCAGACCUUCCCUCAGGCCGUGCUGCUUCUGUUCAGGUGUGCCACUGGAGAGGCGUGGCAGGAGAUCAUGUUGGCCUGUAUGCCCGGGAAACUGUGUGACCCAGAGUCGGACUACAACCCCGGGGAGGAGAUGACGUGUGGCAGUGGAUUUGCAAUAGUUUACUUCAUCACCUUCUACAUGCUCUGCGCCUUCUUGAUUAUUAAUUUGUUUGUGGCCGUCAUCAUGGAUAACUUUGACUAUCUGACACGUGAUUGGUCCAUUCUUGGUCCUCACCACCUUGAUGAAUUCAAGAGAAUUUGGUCAGAGUACGACCCAGAGGCCAAAGGCAGAAUUAAGCAUCUGGAUGUUGUAACCCUUCUGCGUCGUAUUCAGCCGCCUCUCGGCUUUGGCAAACUGUGCCCUCACAGAGUGGCUUGCAAGAGGCUGGUAGCCAUGAACAUGCCUCUGAACAGUGACGGCACAGUCAUGUUUAAUGCCACUCUGUUUGCACUGGUGCGAACGGCCCUGAAGAUCAAAACAGAAGGUAAUCUAGAGCAGGCCAAUGAAGAGCUGCGAGCUGUCAUCAAGAAAAUCUGGAAAAGAACCAGCAUGAAGCUGCUGGAUCAAGUGGUGCCUCCUGCUGGUGAUGAUGAGGUAACCGUGGGGAAGUUCUAUGCCACCUUCCUGAUACAGGACUACUUUAGGAAAUUCAAGAAACGUAAAGAGGAAGGCCUGGUGGGUGCUCACCCCUCCCAGAACAACACAGCCAUUGCUUUACAGGCUGGCCUUCGCACGCUGCAUGAUAUUGGGCCCGAAAUUCGCCGAGCGAUAUCAUGUGAUCUGCAAGAUGACGAACUAGUAGACUUUAUUCCAGAGGAAGACGAGGAAAUUUAUAGGCGUAAUGGCGGACUCUUCGGUAACCAUCUCAUGAACGGCGGUCAUCGGCGAUCCAACGGCCACCAGACCAACGCCACACAGCGACCUCUGCAGGUGCAGCCCCCUCCUCACUACGCCCACAUGGAGCAGCCGGUGGGACGCCUGUCUCGAGCCAACGCAAUGUCCCACCCCAACCACCAUCAUCACCACCACCACCAUCACCACCGCCACCACAACUCCUAUGGCAAGUCUCCCAAAUCCACCAACAUCAACCUCAACAAUGCCAACGUGUCCAGUCUGCCCAACGGAGGACACCAUCGCUACUAUGAGCACGCACCUCCCAAUGGCUACCCAGGUCUACGCAGCUCCUACUACGACUACGACAAGCCGCGGACACCCCAGGGUCAAAGAAGGCGCUACUAUGAGACGUAUGUUAGGUCCCAUGGAGGGGAUGGACGCCACCCCACGAUCCGCAGAGAGGAGGAGUUUGAUGAGGACCGCUUCUCUGGGGAGUAUUACAGUGGGGAAGAGUUUUACGAAGAUGACAGUAUGCUGUCAGGGGACAGGUAUCAGAACAGUGACACGGAGUAUGAGACUCCCAAAGGUUACCAUCACCCUGACAGUUACUAUGACGAUGAUGAGCAGCCUCUCUACCGCGACUCGCGCAGGUCACCAAAGAGACGGCUGCUUCCUGCCACACCUCAAGGUCACAGGAGGCCAUCCUUCAACUUUGAGUGUCUUCGCAGACAAAGUAGCCAGGACGAGCUUCCACAUCAGCGUACUGCUCUACCACUGCACCUUAUGCAGCACCAGGUAACACAGGUAAUGGCUGUAGCAGGCCUGGACUCCAGCAGAGCCCACCGCCUCUCCCCGACCCGCUCCACUCGCUCCUGGGCGACUCCCCCUGCCACCCCGGCCAGUAAAGACCAGUCACCAUACUACACCCCUCUCAUCCGUGUGGACCAGCAGCACAGGGGGAGUACUGCUAGCAGCCAUGUGUCUGUGCGCAAGAGCUCCUGGUACACAGAUGACCCCGAGUACUCUCAGAGGACGUACUCACCUGUCCACCUGCAGGUGCCACCUGAGUUCCAUAACCAGUACCACCAGAAGAGAGGCAGCGCAACCAGCCUGGUGGAAGCGGUUUUGAUAUCAGAGGGGCUUGGGAGAUAUGCCAAGGAUCCCAAGUUUGUCGCUGCCACAAAGCAUGAGAUAGCAGAUGCAUGUGAGAUGACGAUAGACGAAAUGGAGAGUGCCGCCAGCCACCUACUGAACGGAGGGAUGGCCCCGGGCGUCAACGGGGUCAACGUGUUUCCCCUUCUGACUCCAAGGGACUAUGAACUGCAGGACACCGCAGCCAGCUACAGCGACGAGGAGCCAGAGACAGAACCCAGAGCUCCUUAUGAGGAGGACCUGGCAGAUGAGAUGAUCUGCAUCACAACUUUAUAGCACUGGCUGGAGAAAUCUGCAAAUUAGAACCAGUGUCAGACUACAACCAGUGAAAAUAAAAAAGAAAUGCAUCUGUUGGCUCCGACCAAAAGAAGUGCCUUUUACAUUGAAGAGAAAAGGCAUACAGAAGAGAGACACAUUAGUCCCGUUCAUUUAAUUGUUCUCCACCUGCCAGCAAACGGAGGUCACAGCACAGAGCCACAUACCAUCCCGGCUGUGCACAGAGGGACUGACUGGACCCUCCUGUCAAAGGCCUUGACCUGGAGGUGACACACAGGUUCAGCCUGCAGCCGAUCAGAGACGAGGACAGUGAUGCCAGUGAAAGAUGGACCAAUUGGCAAAGGUGUGAGAUACUCUAAAGGGCGGGUCUUUAAGGGUGAUGACAAUCAGAUGUACGAUGUCAUUACCUCAGUCACUUUAUUAAGGUUCGGCAUAUCAUGCAAGUUUUCAAUGCAAGCAUAGGAAGGCAUAUCUCCUCCCUUAGUCGUUAGAAUAACUUGAUCCCUUUGUUGUUAGAACAGAUCGUUUAAUGAUUGCUACAGCUGAGUCAAAAAGUGAAGAGCACCAGUAGAGUUGUACCAGAUUAUGCAGGAACUAACUGUCCUACUUAUAGCAUCAUUCAACUUGAGAUAUGUACUUUUGAAGCGACAAAAGCAUUUGUGAUAAAUGCACUAGCAGGCAGGUUAUUUUAAAUUUUAGAAUAGCCUGAUUAAUAUUUCAUAGUUGAUAUGCUGUAAAUUGUAUUAUAUAACAAAAGAAACUUUGUAAAGAGAUAUUCUAUAUUUUGUAAUUAUGUAUCAUUUAAAAGAUCAGCAAUAUGGACCCUUGUGACUCCUGUUAUGCUAUAAAAGCAGACUUGCAUUAUUUUAUUAAGUACAAUAUUCUGAUAUUUGUUUGCCUUUUAUUUCUUUGCUAAUAUGCACCCUUUAUUUUGCCUAUGAAACAGCAUUUUUAAGAGGUUCUGCUUGUGUGAUAACACUACUGCACAGGAUAUGCAAAUGGCUUUGAUUUCUCAGCAUAGGAGUACAUGUGUUACUUCAUCAAACCAACACCAGUUGCAUAAGGUUAAGCCCCCUUUAAAGGAGCAUUUUUAGAAGGCAAGCCUCAAGGAUCCAGUGCCGAAAUUUUAUACAGAUGUGAUGAACACAUUUGUUUGCAUAUUUUGUGCAGGGCAUGCACAAGAAUUUAAAAUGCAUAGUGCAUUAACAAUGCUGCUUUUUUAGUUGGUUUCAGAGUCAAACCUAGGUUCCGUCAGCCCCUACUGAAAUGCCUUUUUGCUGCUGAAAGAACGAAAAAUGAUAGAUGGUAAUAACAGGGAUAAAUUAAUAUUUCUCAUAGCUCAUGCUGGGAUUUUCCAUGACAUACACUACUCUUUGUUGAUCAUGGUGUGAUUCCAUUAAACCUUUGUACUGAAUCUUCGCAGUCACAUCUUAGUCUUCAUGUAGUGUGCGAGGGCUCGGAGCAUGUGGUGGCAGGAGACAAAUGCACACAUCCAAAGGUCAGAAACAGACGAUGCAGACAUUCGUUGUAAGUGGAAGGACAGAGUGUGUCCUGGUGUCAGGAUGCUGGAGAGAGGCUAAGCAAUACUAAACCCCCCGCCCCUUUUCUCUCUCAGCCUGCCUGGUUCCUGCAUACAGUAUACCUCGUUAGGCACCGGUGACAACAUAUCAUUGUCUCAACUUAUCUGUCCGUCGCAGCGUCCCACAGUGGAGUCUCACAGAGAUUAAGUAGAGUUGAACCUGGAUUUUGUGUUUUUUUAUUUUUUUUUCUCUAAUCAUGUUUAUUAAUGAGACCAGAAGGGUAAACUCGCCCUUCUGGAUGCAUGAAAAGAAGCAAGUGAUGCCCACCAGUUUGAACACAAACUACAAAAUAUCUUUCUGUUUUUAUCAGUUAUCAUUUAUUGAUCUGUCACGAUAAGGAUACUGGACAAAAAAAAACUGAAAUGGGCUUUUUCAGGCAUUACCAUGGAGAGUUUGAAUUAGCACCAAGGAUAUAUAGGGUAAAUGUGAUCUGUUGUUCAUGAGUGUUUGAUUUGUAGGCGAGUGCGUACUGUACUCUAAUUCAACCGAACACUGUCAUGAAAAUGUAGGUUUUCCAUUUUGUGUGCACAUUGAAAGGGCUCUUUGAAUUGUUUGUGAGUAAAAAAGUGUGUUCUAGUCCUUUUGUUGAUGAACCGUCAUAUAAAAGGACCAAUGCACAUAACAGGCACAUUGUACUAUUCGUAGCAAUUACAGUACUGAUGAACUGAAGAUAUGCAUUAUUUUGUAAACACUUUUAAAAGUUGUGUUAAACUAAAGAUGAAAAGAACUUACUUUUACCUCAUGUCAGGGAUUCCUGAAAAAAAAGAAAAAUAAUGAUUUGGUUCAGUCUAUACCAAUGGUAUUUAAAUAUUAGCACAUAGCUGUUUGUCUUUGCACAAGUAACUGUAUAGUGCUAUCGUUUCUCCUUUUUCUAAACAGAUUUGUGUAUUAAGGUGAGACAAUUUUGUACUUUUUGUGACUGUGUGUAUGGUUUAGUGGAAUCUAUAUUUGUCAUUUACACCUCACCUUACAAUGCUGGGAAUGAAAGAGUAUUAAAAAAUAUUUUCAAGGUGCACUGUUCCUCUGUUCAUGGGUAGGGAAAAAAAAAAUUAAAUGGUAAAGUACCAGUUUACAGAGAAACACAUAUUGAUUUGAACAUUUCUAUUAGUUUUCUUCAUAUUGUUAUGAUUAUAAUUACUAUAACAACUAUUAAUGUUCUGAAAGCUGUAUUUAAAUAGAAGAUAAUGUAAAAUAUGUACAAAAGUAUGGAAAGACCCAUGGUAAUGUUCUCUACUUGAAAGUCUUGAUAUUUGCUCCUUAAUGUUUUUAUUCAGUAAACAUAAUUUCUCUUAGUAGCAAAUGCUUUACUAUAACCCUCUAGGUUUUGUAUCAAUACAUUUUUUUGUAUUUUUCAUUUUAUUUUGGCCUUGACUUUAUUUGAAUCAAUACUGAUAUUUUAUUUUCUAUUGAUCAUCAUUGAAUAAACUUAUGCUGAAUAA